Entamoeba dispar SAW760 is the source of this 1392-nucleotide messenger RNA. RefSeq lists its product as uncharacterized. The record is from RefSeq and is a predicted model, not a curated record. The coding region runs from base 1 to 1392 and encodes 463 amino acids. Gene Ontology annotation, molecular function: protein binding. Gene Ontology annotation, biological process: ribosomal large subunit assembly. The transcript has a single exon. Gene Ontology annotation, cellular component: nucleolus. NCBI's taxonomy places the organism in Eukaryota, Evosea, Mastigamoebida, Endamoebidae.
AUGGAACGUAUUCAAAUUCGUUUAAUUAAUGGUGAAAUACCUAACUCAGAACCUUCUCAAGUUUUUGAAAUCCCUGAAGAAACUAAUACAAAAGAAUUAAAUGCUUUAGUAAAUAAAUUAAAUAAAACAGAAGAAGAACCAUUUCCUUAUUCAUUUUAUACAGAUGGUAUUCAAAUAACUGAUAAUAUCCCUAAUAAAGGAUCAGAACAAGUUGUAACAAUUACAUAUUAUCCACAAGCAGUUUUUAGAUGUAGACCAAUUUCAAGAAGUACUCAUACUAUGACUGGACAUAGUAAUUCAAUUUUAUCAUGUAAAUUUUCACAAGAUUCAAGUAAAUUAGGUUCAUGUAGUGGAGAUCAUACAGUUAGAGUAUGGGAUUUAAAUACAUGUACUCCAAUUUGUACAUUAAAAGGACAUGGAGAUUGGGUAUUAAAUUUAGAUUGGCAUUAUGGAAAUAAAUUAAUUGCAAGUGGUGAUAAACUUGGAAAAGUAAUUGUUUGGGAAUUAAAUGAAAAUGGAACAAAUGGAAAACAACUAUGGUCAUAUUGUCAUAAAAAUUUUAUCAGUGAUAUUCAAUGGAAACCUGAAGUAUUUGGUGAUUCUGCUAUUUUUGCAUCUUCAUCACGUGAUAUGUCAAGUAAAAUUUAUGAUGCUAGAAGAGGUGAAGUUAUUCGAACACUUGGAGGACAUACUCAAGGAGUAACUAGUAUACGAUGGAGUGGAAAUGAAAAUAUAUUAUAUACAUCAUCAAGAGAUAGAUUGAUUAAUAUCUAUGAUAUGAGACAAGCAAAUCCAAUUCAUGUAUUAAAAGGUCAUUCUCAUUGGAUUAAUAGUAUUAGUACUUCUACUGAAUAUGUACUUAGACAAGGAGGUUAUGAUCCAUUAGAAAAAGAUAAAGGAAUUGAUGGUGCAAAAAAAAGAUUAAAUAAAAUAAUAGGAUGUGGUGGUGGUGAACGAUUAGUUUCUGCAAGUGAUGAUGGAACAUUAUAUAUGUGGAUGCCAUUACAAUCACAAAAACCAAUCCAUAGACUUGUUGGACAUUCAAGUCAAGUUAUGUCUUGCAAAUUCUCCCCUGAUAGUAGAAUUAUAGCAAGUACUGGAUGUGAUAAAAAUAUGAGAAUUUGGGAUGGAUUUACUGGAUCUUGUUUACAUACAUAUAGAGGACAUGUCCAAACAAUUUAUGGCUGUGCAUGGUCUCCAGAUAGUAGAAUGCUUGUAAGUGCAAGUAAAGAUAGUACAGUCAAAUUAUGGAAUGUUGUUCCAGGAUGUCGUAAAUUAAUGACAAAUCUACCAGGUCAUUUGGAUGAAGUCUUUUCUAUUGAUUGGUCACUUGAUGGUAGUUCUGUAGCAACAGCAUCUUAUGAUCAUACUAUUAAAAUCUGGAGAUAUUAA